Porites evermanni is the source of this 1849-nucleotide messenger RNA. Lineage: Eukaryota; Metazoa; Cnidaria; Anthozoa; Scleractinia; Poritidae. The record is from the annotation of a GenBank genome assembly.
AUGUUUUCAGGCUGGAAGAAAGGAGGCAUUCCGGGUAAGUUUAUUAAGAAUUGUUUACGCCUAAACUGAUUCACAAGUUAAAAAAAUCGCAAACAAUUCUUUGUGUAGAAUCGUACAAUUGUCACUGAAUUGUGUAUAAGUACUUUUUAUCAUUGAUCAUAAUGUAAAAAAUGUAAGCUUAUAGGCUUACCAGUAUUUUCUGAUGAUAUUCCUAAUUUACAUUAAUUUGGAGGAGUGCUAAAAAAAUCUCUGUGGGAUUUUGUUAUUUUAUUCGUAUUGGAUUGUCCGACUUUGCCUUUAGAGUAUGUAGAUGAAGAAACCCAGGCUUGAAAUGAGUGCUAAGUGUUGAUCACCCACUGCGCACUUCUGUAAAGCAGUAAUGGUUAUUUUCAGGCAAACCUGAGAUUCCACGCUACUCUUGGCCUAGGAAAUAGGGAGUCGUUCUGUAGUUUUUCUACAAAACACAGAAAAAUGUUUAAUGUCCUUUAUCCAGGAAGUCAGUGCUUAGGCUGACACCUUUGUAAUCCCAUCGUGCUACCUUUUUCAUCAGCCAUUCUUGAACAUAGUGAAUAUAGUUGAACAUUGUGAAUGUGAUUAGUGGAGAGUUUGAGUGAGAGAUUUGAAGAUAAUGGCAGCCUUGUUGCUCCGUAGUGGGUACUCCCUUAUAUAAGCUAUAUAGGUAUGUGCUGCCCCAUCGGGCCAGGUUUUUGCGCUGUUUUGGUCUGAAAACGGGUAUACACUUUGCCCAUUUUGGUUUGGAAUCGGGUAUGGUUUUCGAGGGCACUAAAGAGUGUAUGAAAGUACUUAUGGUUUCAAUCCCAAAUGAGUAAGAAAGAAAGAACAGUAUGCGAAUUCCAGUUGGAUUCGAAGAAUUUUUUUUGUUUGCACUCUAAUCUAAUUAAUGAUAACAUAAUUUCUGGGUAAAGACCAGGUCUGAAAAUGGGUAUGGAUUUUAUAGUUCUAGUCUGAAAAUGGGUGUCAAAAAUUACAUUUUUUGGUCGGAAAUCAGGUCAGGAUUUGAAGAACCAGGUAGCACACCCCACCAAGAAAUCCCAGGAGUAAGCCCCCGCCCCCCCCCCCCCCCCCCCCCCCCCCCCCACGCCCAGCAAACCCAACAAAAAAAAAACCAUACACCACUUGGCAGACAUUGUAAACUAGGAAGGGAAGAAAAUAAAAAAAGAAAAAAAAAAAUGAAAACAAAAAAAAAAAAAAAAAAAAAACAAAUGAUCAAUUUUAUGUUCUUUGAUUAGGGUAUUCUGUAGAGUGUGAGAAUGUGAGUCGAAAAUUGCUUGUUUUGGUGGGAAAUCAGGUCAGGAGUUGAAAGACCAAGUUGCACACCCCAGCAAGAAACCCCUGAUGUAAACCCCCGCCCCCCCCCCCCUCUCCCGGGGUUGUAGCCAUGAGCAGAAACUUCAAAAAAAAGGUGACCUUGCAACUCUUGGAAGACCUUGUAAGAUUGGUUGGGAAAACAAUGAAUAAAGAAAGUUAACAAUGGAACCAAGCCAAAAACCUAAAGAGCUACGACCCAUUGGGGACCAUUUAAAUUAGAGGUUCUGAAGAGUUGCAAGGUUACUGAUUGAAGAAAAAAAGGACUUUCAUGAAUUUUUUCAUUAUUCCUAAAAUUACCUUAUUGUCUAAUAGAGUUUUCUUGCAUUAAUAAUUUCUUUUAGAAACUGAAGAAGACUUGAUGAGAAACACAGAGAUAAAAAGAAGGCUCAUCAGUGAGCUGUCUCUUGCAGUGAAGGAGGUUUGGAAAUUUAUUUUAAGAAGAGAUUUGAACAUUUCUAAUGUUCAAAUGAAAAAUGUAAAUGUAGUUAUGGAGGAUGCCUUCAUAGUGCAAAGAAAGUAG